Myzus persicae (green peach aphid) is the source of this 2106-nucleotide messenger RNA. RefSeq lists its product as uncharacterized. The record is from RefSeq and is a predicted model, not a curated record. The transcript has 4 exons. Gene Ontology annotation, cellular component: nucleus. Gene Ontology annotation, biological process: regulation of transcription by RNA polymerase II. Lineage: Eukaryota; Metazoa; Arthropoda; Insecta; Hemiptera; Aphididae. Gene Ontology annotation, molecular function: double-stranded DNA binding. The coding region runs from base 229 to 2106 and encodes 625 amino acids.
UUUUCGUUUCAUAUUAUGUAAUAAAUCUAUUUUUAAAUAGUCCGACGAUGUCGAAUCUUAUCUUCUUAUCUGUUAUUGUUCCACAUAAUUGUAGAUUCUAUAAUAUACCGUCGACUGUCGUAUGUAUCUCAGCGUCAGUCGGUUCUCCGUAUCGUUUGAUUUCGUUUCAUAUUCGUUCAUUACUCGAUUGUGUAUCAUUUGUUUUUCUGUUUCGAUAUUAAACGUAUAAUGCCGAAAGAUAAAACAUCGAACUAUUCGAGACUAAGACAUUUUGUGUCCGAGUUUGGCGAUGAGGUUUUUUCGAUUGACGCAAGUAUUCUGUUUUGCAAAUUGUGCGAAUGUAAGGUUAAUAGUGACAAAAAGUUUAACGUCACUCAACAUUUAAAAACGGAUAAGCAUUUAAAAGCCAUUAAACGGGAGCAAAAUAAAAUUGAAAAGAAACAGCAGUUACUUACAAAUAUUCCACAAAAGUGUACUUUUAAUAUCGAUCUAUGCAAGACUCUUAUUUCUGCAAAUAUACCAUUAAACAAGUUAUCCAAUGUGAAGUUUCGACAAUUUUUAGAAAAGUAUACUAAAAAUCAUAUUCCAGACGAAUCAACACUGAGAAAAUUGUACGUUGAUGAUAUUUACAAUGAAACAAUCGAAAAAAUUAGAUCUCAAGUAGCUAAUAAUCGCAUCUGGGUGAGUAUCGAUGAAACAACGGACGUUGAAGGACGCUUUAUUGCUAAUGUUAUCAUCGGUACUCUGGAGAUUGAACAUUCUGGAUCCAUUUUUUUACUCCACUCGGAACAAUUAGAAAAAACCAAUUUUUCUACCAUAAGUAAAGUUUUUGACAAAUCUAUGAGCAAAUUAUGGCCAAAUGGAAUACACCACGACAAUGUGCUAUUAUUUUUAUCAGACGCGGCACCAUAUAUGAAAAAAGCUGGAAAAUCAUUAAAAGUGUUCUACUCAAAAAUGUUGCAUGUCACAUGUGCAGCACAUGGCUUACAUAGAAUUGCCGAACAGGUUCGUGACCACUUUAGCACUGUUGACAAAGUAAUCGCAAAUUGUAAAAAAGUAUUUAAGAAAGCACCUACUAGAGUCGAAAUAUUUAAAAUAGAGGCUCCAGGUAUAUGUUUACCACCAGAUCCCAUAAUUACAAGAUGGGGAUCAUGGAUUAACGCUGCCAUUUAUUACUGUGAAAAUUUGAGCACUGUUCGCGGUGUUAUUGAAAAGCUCGAUGAAGAUGAUGCAGUGAGUAUAAAAAAAACUAAAAAAUACAUAGUUAAACCCGGUAUAGAGAGCAACCUAGCGUGUAUAAAAUUAAACUUCACAAUUCUCGUAGAAGGAAUAAAUAAACUACAAACAAAAGGCCUUUCUUUAAUAACAGCGUUAAAAAUAAUUGAGGAUAUCGAAGAAUCGUUCAAAUCAUUACGGGGUGAAGCAGGUACAAUUGUAAAAAAUAAAUUUAAAACUGUAUUUGAAAAUAAUAAUGGCUUGACAUCAUUAAAACGCAUUUCUAAAAUAUUGUCGGGUGAAGAGGAAAAUAGCGAAUUAGACGGGGAUCUUGAAGAAUUGACUAGUGACGAUAUAGUAUUUUUUAAGUAUUCACCUAUUACAUCGGUUGAUGUUGAACGUUCCUUUUCGACCUACAAGUCAUUGUUGACUGAUAACCGCCGGAACUUCAAAUUCGAAAAUUUGGCAAAGCACUUAAUCAUACAGUGUAACUCAGUUGCGUACAAACGAUGUCAUAAUUCAAGGUAUCAAAUUAAAGUUAGUUGGGUCAUUGUGGUAUUUGUGGAUUCGAAGGAUUACAGCGUAGUACCGACAAAGUGGUUAGUUCAAAAUGACACAGACAAUCUAGAAAAUAGUAGUGUACAGUUUUGUAAAUGGCCACUUGGUCGAGUAACUAGUACUGACAUUCAUGACGCCCUAGAUCCAGAACCAACUUGGUUUGAGUAUGGUGUUAAAAUAGUUGGUGGCAAUAAAACAUAUGAUAAUUUUAAAAAAGCUUGGCAUACAAGAGUUGAAAAGGAAUCGGAAAAUGAAGAAGUUCAAUUGAUGACCAAACGUAAGCGUCCAAUAUUUGAUGUAUCAGAUGGUAGCAGUGAUGAAGGUAAUUACUAA